This is a messenger RNA of Pectinophora gossypiella (pink bollworm), 616 nucleotides long. RefSeq lists its product as uncharacterized. The transcript has 5 exons. The record is from RefSeq and is a predicted model, not a curated record. The coding region runs from base 38 to 520 and encodes 160 amino acids. NCBI's taxonomy places the organism in Eukaryota, Metazoa, Arthropoda, Insecta, Lepidoptera, Gelechiidae.
UGUCGGCACUAUUCAGUGACUUCCAUCCUCUUCCAUCAUGUAUCGUAUUGUGCUUAUUGUCGCCUGCAGCUCCGUUUUGGCUUUGGCCGCCGAAGAUGAUUGUAAACAGUUAGCUCAUCCUAAAUAUAUGAGAUGCUGCAAGACACCACCUCCGAUUAAAGAAGAAGAAAGAGAAGACAUGAAGGAAUGUUUUAAGUUAAUGCGCAAACCUCCAUCGUGCGAAGCAGCCGUGUGUCUUGCUAAAAAACAAGGGUAUGCUGCCAAUGAAGAUGGUAAAUUUGACAAGGAGAAGCUGGCAAAUACUCUUCAAGUUUCGCAUAGUGAAGACCCAGUAUUAUUGAAAAAUGUUAUGGACAAAUGUGUCAAUGGAGAUCUGACAGCGUAUGGCCCACCCGACUUCUGUGAUCUGAUCAAAUUGAAACAUUGCAUUAGUAUGCAGAUACUUUUGGGUUGCUCUGACUUUGAAAUUGACGGAAAGUGCAGCGGAGUGAAGGACCUGGUGGACAAAUGCAAGGUUUAGUGAAAUGUGUUUUCUACUUAAAACUCAAAUAUUAAGCAACAACUUAUAAACAAUGUGGAAACCAUUUUGAUUAUUAUGUAAUAAUUAUAAGAUGCA